AUAUCGUUCGUUCUUUGCAACACUAGGGCCGGGUCUUGUGCGAUGACUAAUACCGUUUCUCAUGCUGACAGCUGAGUGACGUCGUGCAUCGGCAACCGGCAAGCGGCGCGCAGACCUCUGUAGUCAGUACAAUAUUGCAAGGAGGCACGUCUAGACCUUUCCACUCAUACAUAAACCGCGACACCGCACCCUUUUAUUAUCUGUAAAAUUAAAUUUUCUGAACUUCGCUAUGGAUGGUGCUGACACUUUAUUAACUGGGCUUGCCAGCGGGGACCGUGCGCCCGCGGAUGCCGUGGUUCCAGAAGCAAGUAUGAAGCGAGAUCAAGACUCCGUGGAUGAUUUUGAGCACCUAGAGGGUGAAGGCAAGAAGGACGAUAUUAGUGACUCGCCGCUGCAUAGCGCACGGAAUACAACUCAAAGUUUCCUUGACAUGGAAAGAGAUGUGUUUCUAGACACACCUCGUGCUCCCUCCGUCACAGAAAAAUUAGAACAUAUGGCUGAUAAAUUUACAGAUAGUGAAUCGGAUGCCGGCGAGUCACCGAUGCACCGCCCAGUGCCAUCUAAAGCACGAGAUACUGUUCCCGAAGCCGCUGCUCCUACAGACCCAACGCCUGUUCUGACUCCAGCAACUGUGACGAUACCAGCUCCUUCGCAAGAGAAGAAAGAACCUGAGCCGACAUUAAUAUCUGACGUUGCCCCCAUUAUUAACGAAGUGAAGUCUGAUUUGAAGCCCAUGACUUCCCCUGACGUUGUUAUGAAGCCUUCAGAAUCUAAGACUGAAACGAUAUCAACGGCAGUAGAGCCAAAACCUGCACCAGCGCAACCAGCUUCCGCACCUGCUCCAGUAGUUUCAGUUAAACCGAAGCCCGAGGCGCCUCGAGGCCCCACUGCACACAUCAUUGAGGCAGAGGUUAUUUUCUGCCAAAUGGGACUAGAUGCUUGGUUCGACCCGCAGAGACUACACCCUGAAGUGGAGGCGUUGGUAUACUGGCGCAAUGCAGCACGAUCGGGUGCAGCCCUGGGCGCGGGUUUAGUCCUCCUGGUGGCACUGGCCUGUUGCUCUGUGGUCUCCGUGUUCGCCUACUGCUCUCUGCUGGCACUCACCGCCGCUGUCGCUUUCCGUAUCUACAAAAAUGUUCUUCAGGCCGUUCAGAAGACCAACGAAGGACACCCCUUCAAAUGGCUGCUGGAACGGGACGUGAGUGUGAGUGCAGAGCGAGCACAGGCGCUGGCCGCCUCCGCUACGGCACACCUCAACGCCGCCCUGCAUGAGCUUCGCAGGUUGUUCCUGGUAGAAGAUCUGGUGGACUCUCUGAAGUUUGGAGUUCUGCUGUGGUGCCUCACAUACCUCGGGGCAUGCUUUAACGGCAUCACGCUCGUCAUACUCGGCUGGAUAGCGCUUUUCACGCUGCCUAAGGCUUAUGAGAUGAACAAGGCGCAAGUUGACGCUAAUUUGGAACUAGCGCGCGCAAAGAUCAAUGAGAUUACCGCUAAGGUUCGCGCGGCUGUGCCCUUGGGCAGGAAGACAGAGAGUGACAAGGAAAAGUAGAGCGGGGAAGUGUGCGUGUGAGUGAGUGAGCACUACGCUCAGAGUAGCGCCGGAGUUUCACUGUUUGUUAUAUUUAUUAUCUACUAUUAAAUACCUACUUUACGUGUAAAGCUUUAUGAGACGAGUCAUGCGGAGAUUAUUGUAUUUGCUUUUUGAAAUUUUAAAUUAAAAUAAUUGUCGAACCAA
Messenger RNA from Pieris rapae (cabbage white), 1735 nucleotides. RefSeq names its product reticulon-3-B (gene Rtnl1). The coding region runs from base 230 to 1549 and encodes 439 amino acids. The transcript has 7 exons. NCBI's taxonomy places the organism in Eukaryota, Metazoa, Arthropoda, Insecta, Lepidoptera, Pieridae. The record is from RefSeq and is a predicted model, not a curated record.